This is a messenger RNA of Pezoporus occidentalis (night parrot), 4931 nucleotides long. Its product is annotated as E3 ubiquitin-protein ligase RBBP6-like. Gene Ontology annotation, biological process: ubiquitin-dependent protein catabolic process; protein ubiquitination. Bases 510 to 4517 code for a protein of 1335 amino acids. Gene Ontology annotation, molecular function: ubiquitin protein ligase activity. NCBI's taxonomy places the organism in Eukaryota, Metazoa, Chordata, Aves, Psittaciformes, Psittacidae. The record is from RefSeq and is a predicted model, not a curated record. The transcript has 7 exons. Gene Ontology annotation, cellular component: nucleus.
AGCAGGACCUCUAAGGCAGCCUCUGAACUAGCACAUGCACAUUUCCUAAUAGCAUUUCAGUUCCUGCAUCUUCCAAAACUCUGAUCCGUUCAUGUGCAGCCUGCUUUAUAAGACGUUUUUUGAGUGAGCUCUUUGAAUACCAGGAGCCCAGACUGAUCUCUUGUCAGUGCUUCCUUUGGAAUCUGCCAACCUCACAUUUGUCAAUCUGGGGAAGAUUAUAUUUUACUUUUUUCUCUAUUUACAGCAGCCAGCCUUUCCUCACCUGGGCUUUGUAUUUCCAGUAGCACUUCAAAACACUGUUUGAAUAACCUAAUCUGUUGUUUUGUAGUGAUGAUACUGUUAUACCUCCUGCUGCUCUGGUGACUGCUGCUGAGCUUUCUAAAUCUUCCCCCCUGUCAAUCACCAGUCUGUUGGAAGAGAAGGGCUAUCAGGUUCCUGUACUAAGACAGCCAGCAUUACCAAGUCUUCUGGGCCCUCAAGGACAAUCCAUACCCACAACUGGUCAUCCCAUGAGAGCUGGAGCCAUUCGCUCAGCAGGCGGCAGACCAGGCUGGGAACUAAGUUCAAAUCGAGGACGCCUGCAUGGUGACCGUGCCCAAAGGACUCAGGCCCCAUCACUACCAGCAUCAGCACCAGUCUUUGUGCCUGUGCCUCCACCUCCCUUGUAUCCUCCACCACCACAUGCACUUCCUCUUCCUCCUGGGGUACCACCACCACAGUUUCCUCCUCAGUUUCCACCUGGGCAGCCUCCAUCCGCUGGGUACACUGUCCCCCCUCCAGGAUAUCCCCCAGCUCCUGCAAACAUGUCAUCAGCAUGGGUACCAACAGCAGUACCAACGGCUCAUUCCAAUACCAUUCCAACGACACAAGCACCUCCCUUAUCUAGGGAGGAGUUUUACAGAGAGCAACGGAGACUUAAAGAGGAGGAAAAGAAAAAGUCCAAACUUGAUGAGUUUACAAAUGAUUUUGCUAAGGAAUUGAUGGAAUAUAAAAAGAUUCAAAAGGAGCGUAGGCGUUCGUUUUCCAGGUCCAAGUCUCCCUAUAGUGCUUCAUCUUACUCUAGGAGCUCCUACACCUACUCCAAGUCAAGAUCAGGUUCUUCCCGCUCUCGCUCCUACUCCCGCUCGUUCAGCCGUUCUCACUCUCGUUCCUACUCGCGAUCCCCACCGUACCAGAGGAGGGGCAAAGGGAAGAGUCGGAACUAUCGGUCUCGAUCCCGGUCUCACGGGUACCACCGCUCCAGGUCAAGGUCACCCCCGUACAGAAGGUACCACUCACGAUCGAGGUCUCCAGUGUUUCGAGGCCAGUCUCCCACUAAACGAACUGUACCUCAGGGGGAGGGAGAAAGGGAGUAUUUUAACAGAUACAGAGAAGUUCCACCAUACGAUAUGAAAGCGUAUUAUGGCAGAUCUGUGGACUUCAGAGACCCGUUUGAGAAGGAAAGAUACAGAGAAUGGGAAAGGAACUACAGAGAGUGGUACGAGAAGUUUUACAAGGGCUACGCUGUUGGUGCUCAACCUCGGCCUCCUGUCAGCAGGGAAAACUUUUCUCCAGAGAGGUUUGGUGCCCCCGGGACCAGGAGGGAGAACUCUCCCUAUGCUCGGGGGCGUAGGGAGGAUUAUCCUGGUGGGCAGAGCCACCGCAAUCGUAGUAUAGCUGGAAAUUAUCCCGAAAAACCCUCUGGAAGAGAGAGCCAUGGUGUCAAAGAUCCUACAAAAUCAAAAGAGAAGGAGGUAGAAAAUCCACUGGGAGAUGGCAAGGGAAAUAAGCAUAAAAAACACCGGAAGAGAAGGAAAGGAGAUGAGAAUGAAGGAUUUGCUAGUACUGAGAUGUUGGAAAGUACAAGAAAACCAAGAGAGGCAGUUGCAACAGAAGAUGUUAAAACAGAUUCCCUGUUCAUACUUCCAAGCAGAGACGAUGCCACUCCUGUGAGAGAUGAGCCCAUGGAAGCGGAUUCCAUUGCUUUCAAACCUGUGUCUGAAAAGGAGAAAAAAGAGAAGGAUAAACCGAAAGCAAAGACUGACAAGACAAAGCGGAAAGCAGAUGCGGCCGUUCCUCCUAAGAAGGACAGCGCAGCGAAGCCAGGCAAAGCUUCCCAAGAGAAGGUGGACCCUGACCGGGAAAAAUCUCCUCGAACAGAGCCUCCCGUGAAGAAGGUGAAGGAGGAGUUGCCAAAGACAGACAGUGUUAAAGCAUCUUCCUCUCAAAAGGACGAGAAGGCUCUUGGUACCCCACGGAAAGUUCACCCUAAAGGGGCAAAAGAUCACCCAGAAACCAGACCAGCCAAGGAGGAGAAGGCAAAGAAAGACCAUCCAAAAGAAGCCAAGUCGGAGAAGCCCUCCACCAAAGAGGAGAAGACAAAAAAACCUGCAGAAAAAGGCAAACCCUCUGAUGCAAAACCUGAAAAAAGAAAAAGAAAAGCAGAGGAAAAGGUUGAUAAAGAGCAUGAAGCCGCUUCCACAAAGGCCUCAAAACCAGAAACUGCAGAAUCGAAAACGUCGCCAAAGGGGAAGGCCGAGCCCGAUGGUGAGAAAGGAGAGAAAACUCCAGACAAGGACAAAUCUGCUUUUCUCAACAACCCUGCCAAAAAGAUUAAACUGAACCGAGAAACCGGGAAGAAGAUUGUGAGUGGAGAGAAUGUGCCACCUGCAAAAGAGCCUGUGGAGAAACCUGAGCCGAGCAGCAGCAAAGUGAAACAAGAGAAAACCAAGGGGAAAGUGAGGAGAAAAGUAACAGCAGCUGAUGCAUCUAGUUCUACUCUUGUAGACUACACCAGCACUAGUUCCACUGGAGGAAGCCCCGUCAGAAAGCCUGAAGAAAAGACAGAUACCAAACGAACUGUCAUUAAGACCAUGGAGGAGUAUAAUAAUGAUAUAACAGCCCCUGCUGAAGAUGUCAUUAUUAUGAUCCAGGUCCCUCAGUCAAAGUGGGAUAAAGAUGACUUUGAGUCUGAAGAGGAAGACAUUAAAUCUACCCAGGUGCCCACAAGCAUAGGAAAACCUGCUAGUGUUAUAAAAAAUGUGAGUGCUAAGCCAGCAAACCCCAUAAAACACAGUGAAAAAGAGACAGAGCCUUUGGAGAAAGCACAGAAAUCUACAAAAGAGGCGAGUUAUGAAAGCUCCCAGCAUGAUGCCAAGAGCUCAAAAAGUUCUGUGUCGAGCGAAAAAGGCAAAGCCAAAGAGCGGGAUCAUUCGUUGUCAGACAAGGACACUUUGGAGAAGAGAAAGAGCAGUGCUCAGCCAGAAAAAGACCACUCGGAGCGUGCAGCUGAGCAAGGAAAUGGAAAAACCACUUCUCAGUCUUCCAAGGAGGGCAGAUCUGAGAAGCACGAUCCUGGCCGUGGAUCCACUGCCAAGGACUUCACUCCCAACCGAGACAAGAAAUCUGAGCAUGAUAGCAGCAGAGAUCAUUCUAGUUCCAAACGCAGAGAUGAAAAGAGUGAACUAGCGAGGAGAAAAGACUCCCCCUCUCGAAACAGAGACUCUGCAUCCACGCAGAAGAGUAAACCGAGAGAGGAGCGAGCAGAGCCGUCCAAAAAGGGCACUGGAGAGGCCAAAAGGAGCAGCUACAGUCCCUCACGUGAGCGGAAGCAGUCUGAACACAAAGCUGCUCAUGAGUCCAAGCGUACAUCAGAGGAACACAAACCUCUGGAUAAAAAUUCAGUGAAAGAGAAGGAGAAAGAGAAGGAAAAGGAAAAAGAAAAGGAAAAGGAAAAAGAAAAAGAAAAGGAAAAAGAAAAGGAAAAGGAAAAGGAGAAAGAGAAAGAAAAAGAAAAGGAAAAGGAAAAAGAAAAGGAGAAAGAAAAAGAAAAGGAGAAAGAAAAGGAAAAGGAAAAGGAGAAAGAGAAGGAGAAAGAGAAGCACGUCCCAGAAAUAAAGAGCAAUAAAGAGCCAAGUGUUACCAAACCACCUGUGAAACAAGAAUCACCUGAGGCAAAGAAUGAGAAAGAGAACGUGGCUGGACAGAACGAUAAAGGCGUUGUCAAGCCCAAGCCUCAGGUCAGCAGCUCCUCACGGCUCUCCUCUGAUCUGACCCGAGAGACUGACGAGGCGGCGUUCGUCCCGGACUACAACGAGAGUGACAGUGAGAGUAACGUGUCUGCUAAAGAGGAGGAAGCUGCAGUGAAGAACCCAAAAGAGCCCAAAGAAAAGGCUGUUGAGAAGGUGAAGGAGGAUGCGGCCGCUCCUCCCGCAGCUGAGCAGCCUGAAGCCAGCAGGAGUCAAAGUCAGAGCAGCCCCAGCGUCAGCCGCAGCCGCAGCCACAGCCCGUCCGAGAGUCAGACUCGGAGCCACAGCAGCAGUGCCAGCUCCGGGGAGAGCCAGGACAGCAAGAAGAAGAAGAAGAAGAAAGAGAAGAAGAAGCACAAGAAGCAUAAGAAACACAAGAAGCAUAAGAAACACCUCGGCAACGAAACCGAAUUGGAAAAGAGCCAAAAACACAAACACAAGAAGAAGAAAUCGAAGAAGAGCAAAGAUAAAGAGAAAGAUGACCAAAAAGUGAAAUCUGUCACGACAUAGAAUGACAGAUGAUAAAAAAAUGACUUAAUUCCUAAGUCAUCUGUAUUAAAUUUUGUUAAAAUGUAAACGAAUUCAAGCGUUGUAAAUAAUGACAUGGAAGACCCUGUGCUGCACUUAAACUAUUGCUGCUUGAUUAUUUGAUUUUUACAUCAGAGCUUUAUAAAAAGUGAACAUUUUGUACAGAAUUGUGAGUUGUGACCAUGUAACAUGAAAGGUUUUGCUGGGGCAUCUUCUUUUUCACCACUGGCGGUUGCUUUGGGCGAGUUCCCUGUGCUGUGAAGACUUUCACAUCUGGGUUGGGUUUUAUCGCCGGGCGGAGGGGCCCGGGCCCGGGCCCGGCGGGAUGGUUUGCAGAGAGCAUCGCAGCCCUGUUCUGUCACUUUUUGAUUACAAUAAAAGGUUUUCAGUAAACUA